Pseudozyma flocculosa PF-1 is the source of this 1773-nucleotide messenger RNA. RefSeq lists its product as uncharacterized. The transcript is spliced from 4 exons. The record is from RefSeq and is a predicted model, not a curated record. The coding region runs from base 1 to 1773 and encodes 590 amino acids. NCBI's taxonomy places the organism in Eukaryota, Fungi, Basidiomycota, Ustilaginomycetes, Ustilaginales, Ustilaginaceae. Gene Ontology annotation, cellular component: endoplasmic reticulum membrane. Gene Ontology annotation, biological process: lipid storage; lipid droplet organization.
AUGGCCGAAUGGCCCAACAUCGCUAUUGACCGAGUCAUUCUCGCGCCGCUGAGCACGCUCCUCUUGACCACCCGCGACAUCAUCCUCUCGCCCAGGACGCAUCGCAUCGUCGUCCGGCUCGGUGUGCUUGGAGCCAUAUUCUGGACAGCUCUCGCCGCGGCCAUCGUCAGCUACGUCGGAUUCUACCGCGCCUGGGUCCCCGAGGUCGGCCUACGCAAGGAUGUCUGGCUCCAGUACGGGCACGAGGAGCCGCCGUUCUGCGAUCUCCGCUUCGACGGACCGGAGCUCGACGGACGUGACACGCGCAGUCGAGGAGACUUUUUUGCCGAAGACCAGGCCUACGACGUCACGCUGGAGCUGGGAGUGCCGUUGAACGAGGCCAAUCUCGACUUGGGCAACUUUAUGGUCUCGCUAGACCUCAGGUCGCGCAGCGCGGGCACCGUCUUCCGUGCUAGUCGUCCGACGCUUCUGACGCAUUCGCCUGCUCCGGUCAGGGCCCUUUCGAGCAUCUCCCAGCUCAUCUCCCGCAACCCUCCGCCCUCGAGGUCGCCACCCAACUCGCAGAUCCUCAGCGUGCCGCUCCUCCGCCGUGUCGUGCUGCGACCCUCGUCUUAUGCACCGCCGCUUUCAUCGGUGGCCGCAGACCCUGCAAGCGAUCGGAAAGUGACCCACGGCCGCGUCACGGUUGGUCGCCACGACGCCGAGAGAUACUGGCGCUACGGGGGAGGUGGCGGAGGCUACCUCCCUACGAAUGCCGCCGCGAGACGCGAUAAUCACGUCUCGGUCUCCAGGGCCAGUCGUGGCGAGCUGCAGACCUAUGCAGCAAGCCUUCGCUUCGACGCCCACCUGACGGGCCUUCGGUUUUUCAUGUAUCACUAUCCUCUCCUGUCCUUCUUCCUCUUCACCUCGCUCUUCCUGGGCUUCGAGCUGGCCACGGCCCUGACGUUGUGGGCACUCGCAGCGAUCUACACCUCGUCAAUCACUCCGCUGUCACUGUCGCUCGAGACCGAGGAGCACUUUCAGACGGAACGGACGUCGAGACGGCGGGGAGCACACCUCAAGACCGAAGCCGUCGCAUCGGACUACACGGGCGAGUCGGAGUCCCUCAAGCGAAGCGAAGGAUCGGGCGCCGACGGCGACGGAACCGAGACCGAGACGGACGGCGAGAUGUACCGCGCUUCCACGCAUCGUCGUGAGGAAGGCGUUGCGCCCUCGCAAGCCCUGCCACGCUUCAAGACCGAGGAAGAUGCAGAAGUCGAGCUGCAGCGGCUGCGUUCGCUCGACAGCCUGAGGGAAAGGGACGCGGCUGAGCGGGCCGAGGCCGUCCAAAGCGCCAGACUGCGCGAUGCCGUCGAGAACCGGCGCAUGACGGGCUUGGACGAGGGAGGAGGCGCGGACCUCCUUCCCGACGAGUUAUCGCCCGAAGUGUCGCUGCCCCGGAGGGUCCUAGGUCGCCUCGACGAGGAGACAGAGGAAGAAACCGAGGUCGGAGGCAGCAUCAGCGGGGAGAGUGCCAGCGUUUCAGCCGGCGAGAGGGGUCGACUCGUGGAGGCGGCUGAAGAGGAACGCUGGGAGGACCUCGAAGGUGAUGGCGGCGCAGAGGCAGGCGUCGCGGGCGUGAAAGGUGAAGCCGCAGAAUUGGCCAGCACCGUUGGCGGCUCGGCGACAUCGGGUCCGUCGAGCAUCAGGUCGUUUGGUGCCACGUCGCUUGGCCCUUCUGUCACAACGCUUCAAAGCCGCGCUCCCACCCGACGGAGUGCCAAGGACGAAUAG